UACCAAGGCAAAUCCCCCCCAACGCAUUUCACCGAUCUUCUUCCCCAACGACGAGGAACUCCAAGCGAAUUGACACGGAGAAGUGAUUCCGCCGGUUUUUAGGCCAUCUUUGUUUCCUCACUUUUUAAUCCCUUUGGGUUUAGAACAGUGAAGAAAGGAAGAAAUCUAUAUAGUGAACUGAAGCUGAGAUGGGAGAUUCAGAUCCUAGAAACUCUUUGAGAUGCAGACACUGUGCAGGUCCUCUCACCAAGGAGAUGGAAACCAGUGCUUGGACUGUUGGACCUCUUAUCAGAGAUAGCUUUUCCAUGAUUGGUUCUGCUGUUGGUGGUGUGUCCAGUGCAUUCUAUGGAUUCAAUCUAGUGAUGCCAAUUGUUCAAAGGCGAGUGAAAGGACCUAUGUGGUUGCAUUUCUUGAUUGGUGCCCCACCAGUGAUAGUAUUUUCAUCGGCUUGUGCUGGAUUAGCAGGUGGUGCGAUUCCAGCGCUUACUCAACUUGCAGCUUCAUCAUAUCACGCAGCAGUCUCGUCAGCGCCACCUCCUCAAGAUGAUGACAUCAGCAAAUCAAGAACUUCCUCCACAUUGUAACAAAAUGGUGAAUCACUGAGUUGACUCGAUCUUCGAUCUGGAUUUAUACAGCUUGAACCACAUGUACAUGUUUUUAAUUUUUGCAACUUGAUUUUGAAACUCAACACACAUAUAUAUAGUAGACUAGUUGGUGAGUAUUUUCAAAGGUAUAAUGGGUGUUUGAUAAGAGAAAUGGUGAAAUAUUAGUGAGAAAUGGUG
This is a messenger RNA of Lactuca virosa, 782 nucleotides long. The record is from the annotation of a GenBank genome assembly. Lineage: Eukaryota; Viridiplantae; Streptophyta; Magnoliopsida; Asterales; Asteraceae.